AUGCUUAUUGAUUUGUCAAACUGGAAAACGCCAUCCGAUAUGACGACAUUUUCUAAAAAGAAAACAACAAAACAAAAUGGGUAUCCGUCAAUAAUUGAAAGUCAGAUCGAUCAAGGAUAUAAUGGAGGCAAUAAUAAUCAAGAAUUAGACAGAUAUCAUUCAUUCACAAACGGUGAUUUGACAAAAUCAUCAUCAUUUCGAAAAUCACGGCCAAUUACGAAAAAAAGUCUUGCUGCUGAGCAUGGUCGACGGUUAAUUGAACAUUUAACGCGUUUUGCGCUUGAUACUAGACAAAAACUUACACGAAGUCAAAGUGCGACGGAUGCCACACGAAUAUUAAGAAAUAAUAACACUCGUAAUAUUUGUACAUUAGUCAAAUAUGAUCCAUUAUAUGAACAGUCCAAUGAAAAUUCACAUUAUUCAACGAGAAAACAGUAUAAUACGUCAGCUGAAGCUAAUGGUGAUUCAAAUGAUACAAAUCCAGUAUACAUUAGAUCAUCUUCGGAACCAAGAGAUUUCACCUAUAGCAAAUCACUGCAAAGACAUUCACAACGUUCGUUGUUGUUGCUCUCCCGUUCCGCAUCUCUACACGAUCUGACUCGGGAUACCGUUUUUCGAGCAAAUGAUUUAGUAUUUGGACCAAUUAUUGGUCAAGGAUUUUAUGGCAUAGCACGAACUGUUACUAUACGAAAGACUGGUCAGAUUAUGGUGAUGAAAGAAACGAAAACUGUAGAUAAAGAUGCACAAAAGAUAUUUGUUAAAGAAGUACAGGUUUUGAAACGGCUUAUUCAUUCAAAUGUGUUAAAAUUCAUGGGACUUUUACUGGAUAAAGAUAAUCAAAUGAGUUUUCUUGUUGAAUACAUAGCCGGUGGCACACUAAAAAAUAUCAUACACGAUCUAUCAAUAGAUCUGACUUGGAUACAACGUUUACGAUUUGCUAAAGAUAUUGCCGCCGGAAUGGAAUAUCUUCAUUCAAUGAAUAUCAUUCAUCGUGAUCUUAAUUCAAGCAAUUGUCUGGUCAAACCUAAUGGUCAAGUUGUUGUCGCAGAUUUUGGAUUAAGUAGAAUAAAUCUAGACGAUGAAGAAGACGAGCAACAACGUGAAAUAAAUAUUAAAAAUCAAAGGAGCACUAGUGCAACAAUUUUAACAAAUGGAAAUGUUGUUGUAAGACCAAAAACACGUCGUCAAUUACUUCGCGAUCGUCAACGUUAUACUGUUGUAGGAUCACCGUAUUGGAUGGCACCAGAAAUGUUGAAAGGACAAUGUUAUGAUGAACGUGUUGAUAUAUUUUCAUUUGGUAUCAUGUUAUGUGAGAUCAUUGGCCGUGUCCAGGCAGAUCCUGAUUAUUUACCACGUACACAAGAUUUUGGUUUAAAUGUUCAUUUAUUCAGUCAAAAAUAUUGUAAUAAGGAUUGUCCAAAACAAUUCAUUGCUAUUGCAAUCGCAUGUUGCGACAUCAAUCCUAAUUCAAGGCCAGCAUUUUGUGUUGCUCAUCCUUGGCUUGAAGCAUUAGCACUUAGUGUCGAAACUGGAGUAUCUUUGUCAACGAAUAUUAGUAAUGCUAAUUCAAAUAGUAUUGAACAAAAUCGAAAGAAAAAUACAAAUUCUUCACUUUUAAUGACAAAUUCAGCAUUUGAUGCUGUUUCGUCAAGAUGA
Molecule: messenger RNA, 1656 nt
Organism: Didymodactylos carnosus
Lineage: Eukaryota; Metazoa; Rotifera; Eurotatoria; Philodinida; Philodinidae
Source: the annotation of a GenBank genome assembly